Molecule: messenger RNA, 9552 nt
Organism: Scleropages formosus (Asian bonytongue)
Lineage: Eukaryota; Metazoa; Chordata; Actinopteri; Osteoglossiformes; Osteoglossidae
Gene: triob
Product: trio Rho guanine nucleotide exchange factor b
Exons: 57
Coding region: 206-9301 (3031 amino acids)
Biological process (GO): protein phosphorylation; axon guidance
Cellular component (GO): cytoplasm; extrinsic component of membrane
Molecular function (GO): protein binding; ATP binding; guanyl-nucleotide exchange factor activity
Source: RefSeq, a predicted model, not a curated record
GUCGCCGUACGUCAGCGCUGCCCAAGAUGGACGCUCGGCUCUCCUGUUCGCCCAGCCACGGAGGAGUGACUUUGCGUCUCGCGGCGUAGCGCGGUUCCGGACACAAAAGAAGGGGCUACGGCUGUGCGCGGCGGCUCGCGCCCACAACACAGCAGCAAGCGCGAGGAGCUCGGUGGGAUUUACGCGUGCAGCUCGCGCCGCGGCCAUGAGCUCCGCGGAGGGAACGGACGAGACGGCGAAGGACGCGGCCGAUACGGCGCCGUUCUAUCAGUCCGGGUUUCGCAAGAAUGAGGAGAUGAAGGCAGUGGACGUGCUGCCAAUCCUGAAGGAGAAAGUUGCGUUCUUGUCAGGGGGCCGGGACAGGCGCGGGGGACCAGUCCUGACAUUUCCAGCGCGAAGCAACCACGACAGAAUACGGCAGGAGGACCUGCGCAGCCUCCUGUCGUACCUGGCCGGGAUCCCGAGCGAGGAGGUCAGCAGACAUGGCUUCACCGUCAUCGUGGACAUGCGGGGGACCAAGUGGGACUCGAUCAAACCCCUGCUGAAGAUCCUGCAGGAGUCGUUUCCUCGCUGCAUCCACGUCGCGCUCAUCAUCAAGCCCGACAACUUCUGGCAGAAGCAACGCACUAAUUUCGGCAGCUCCAAGUUUGAAUUUGAGGCCACCAUGGUGUCGUUGGAGGGUCUGACGAAAGUGGUGGACCCCUCUCAGCUGACCCCGGACUUCGACGGCAGCCUGGACUACAACCACGAGGAGUGGAUCGAGGUCCGGGUGGCGUACGAGGAGUUCGUGGGCAACGCCUCGCGCAUGCUGGCUCACCUAGAGGAGCUGCAGGAGGUCCUGGGCAAGAAGGACCUGCCGCAGGAGCUGGAGGGGGCCCGGCGCAUGAUCGAGGAGCACGCGAGCCUCAAGAAAAAGGUGAUCAAGACGCCGAUCGAGGAGCUGGACGCCGAGGGCCAGAAGGUGCUGCAGCUCAUCCAGCGCAGCGAGGGCUACGCCAGCCAGAGCGCGGCGGCGCCGAACGCGGACCUGCAGGGCCUGGUGCCCAAGGUGUCGGGCCUCCUGGACAAGCUCCACUCGUCGCGCCAGCACCUGCACCAGAUGUGGCACGCGCGCAAACUCAAGCUGGACCAGUGCUUCCAGCUGCGCCUCUUCGAGCAGGACGCCGAGAAGAUGUUUGACUGGAUCAUGCACAACAAAGGCUUGUUCCUGACCGGCUACACAGAGAUUGGAGGCAACCACUCGCAUGCCAUGGAGCUGCAGACCCAGCACAACCACUUUGCCAUGAACUGCAUGAACGUGUACGUGAACAUCAGCCGCAUCAUGUCCGUGGGCAACCGGCUGCUGGAGUCGGGCCACUACGCCUCGCAGCAGAUCAAGCAGAUCUCCGGGCAGCUGGAGCAGGAGUGGAAGGGCUUCGCCGCCGCUCUGGAUGAGCGCAGCAGUCUGCUGGAGAUGUCCGCCGUCUUCCACCAGAAGGCCGACCAGUACAUGAGCAACGUGGAUUCGUGGUGCAAGGCCUGCGGGGAAAUGGACCUUCCCUCAGAACUGCAGGACCUUGAGGAUGCCAUUCAUCACCACCAGGGCUUGUAUGAGCACAUUAACGCUGCUUACUCGGAGGUGAGCCAAGACGGCAAGGUCCUGCUGGACAAGCUGCAGCGACCCCUCACCCCGGGCAGCGCUGACUCGCUCACGGCUUCCGCCAACUACUCCAAGGCGGUACACCACGUGCUGGAUAUCAUCCACGAGGUGCUGCAUCACCAGCGGCAGCUGGAGAACAUCUGGCAGCACCGUAAGGUGCGGCUGCACCAGCGACUGCAGCUCUGCGUCUUUCAGCAGGACGUCCAGCAGGUGCUGGACUGGAUCGAGAACCACGGCGAGGCCUUCCUCAGCAAGCACACGGGUGUGGGCAAGUCGCUGCACAGGGCCAGGGCGCUGCAGAAGCGGCACGAGGACUUCGAGGAGGUGGCGCAGAACACGUACACGAACGCGGACAAGCUGCUGGAGGCGGCGGAGCAGCUCGCCCAGACGGGGGAGUGCGACCCCGAGGAGAUCUACCAGGCAGCCCACCAGCUGGAGGACCGCAUCCAGGACUUCGUGAGGCGCGUGGAGCAGCGCAAGGUUCUGCUGGACAUGUCUGUGUCCUUCCACACACAUGUAAAAGAGCUGUGGACCUGGCUGGAGGAGCUGCAGAAGGAGCUGCUAGACGAUGUGUACGCCGAGUCGGUGGAGGCCGUGCAGGACCUCAUCAAGCGCUUCGGCCAGCAGCAGCAGACCACGCUGCAGGUCACCGUCAACGUCAUCAAGGAGGGCGAGGAGCUCAUCAAGCAGCUGAGGGAUUCUGCCAUCUCCAGCAACAAGACGCCCCACAAUAGCUCCAUCUCCCAUAUUGAGAGCGUUCUGCAGCAGCUGGACGAGGCCCAAGCCCAGAUGGAGGAGCUCUUCCAGGAGAGGAAGAUCAAGCUGGAGCUGUUCCUGCAGCUGCGCAUUUUCGAGCGGGAUGCCAUCGAUAUCAUCUCGGACCUGGAGUCGUGGAACGAGGAGCUGUCCCAGCAGAUGAACGACUUCGACACGGAGGACCUGCCCCUGGCUGAGCAGCGGCUCCAGCACCACGCGGACAAGUCCCUUACUAUGAACAACCUGACUUUUGACGUCAUCCACCAGGCCCAGGAGCUGCUGCAGUGCGUCACCGAGGUGCAGGCGUCUGGCGUGGAGCUUCUCUGCGACCGGGAUGUAGAUAUGGCCACCCGGGUCCAGGACCUCCUGGACUUCCUCCACGAGAAGCAACAGGAGCUGGACCUGGCAGCUGAGCAACACCGCCGGCGUCUGGAGCAGUGUGUGCAGCUGCGCCACCUGCAGGCAGAGGUGAAGCAGGUGCUUGGAUGGAUCCGGAAUGGCGAGUCUAUGCUGAAUGCGGGUCUCAUCACGGCCAGUUCGCUGCAGGAAGCUGAACAGCUGCAACGGGAGCACGAGCAGUUCCAGCACGCCAUUGAGAAGACCCACCAGAGCGCCCUGCAGGUGCAGCAGAAGGCCGAGGCCAUGCUGCAGGCCAACCACUAUGACAUGGACCUGAUUCGCGAGUGUGCCGAGAAGGUGGCGUCGCGCUGGCAGCAGCUCAUGCUUAAGAUGGAGGACCGACUCAAGUUGGUCAACGCCUCCGUGGCCUUCUACAAGACAUCCGAGCAGGUCUGCAGUGUGCUGGAGAGCCUGGAGCAGGAGUACAAGCGGGAGGAAGACUGGUGCGGUGGAGUCGACAAGUUGGGUCCCAACUGCGAGUCCGACCACGUCACUCCUAUGAUCAGCAAACACCUGGAGCAAAAGGAGGCCUUCCUCAAGGCCUGCACUUUGGCCAGACGCAACGCUGACGUGUUUCUGAAGUACCUGCACCGGAACAGCGUCAACAUGCCGGGGAUGCUGGCUCACGUCAAAGCCCCGGAGCAGCAGGUCAAAAACAUCCUGAAUGAGCUGCUGCAGCGGGAGAACCGCGUGCUGCACUUCUGGACCAUGCGCAAGAGGAGGCUGGACCAGUGUCAGCAAUAUGUCGUGUUUGAGCGUAGUGCCAAGCAGGCCCUGGAGUGGAUCCAUGAUACAGGUGAGUUCUACCUGUCCACACACUCCUCAACGGGUUCCAGCAUCCACCACACACAGGAGCUGCUGAAGGAACAUGAGGAGUUCCAGAUCACGGCCAAGCAAACCAAAGAACGGGUGAAACUGUUGAUCCAGCUGGCAGACGGCUUCUGCGACAAGGGCCAUGCCCAUGCCGUAGAGAUAAAGAAAUGGGUUACUGCUGUGGACAAGCGCUACCGCGACUUCUCGAUCCGCAUGGACAAGUAUCGCACCUCUCUGGAGAAGGCACUGGGAAUAUCUUCAGACUCCAAAUCGAGCAAAGACCUGCAGCUGGACAUCAUCCCAGCUAGCGCUCCAGGGUCGGAGGUCAAGUUGCGGGAUGCAGCUCAUGAGCUCAAUGAGGAGAAGCGCAAAUCAGCCCGUCGGAAGGACUUCAUCAUGGCUGAAUUGAUUCAGACGGAGAAGGCAUAUGUCCGAGACCUCCGCGAAUGUAUGGACACAUAUUUGUGGGAGAUGACCAGCGGCGUGGAAGAGAUCCCACCCGGCAUCGUCAACAAGGAGCACAUCAUCUUUGGCAACAUGCAGGACCUCUACGAGUUCCACCACAACAUCUUCCUGAAAGAGCUGGAGAAGUACGAGCAGCUCCCCGAAGAUGUGGGCCACUGCUUCGUGACCUGGGCAGAUAAGUUCCAGAUGUACGUGAAUUAUUGCAAAAACAAGCCGGACUCCACACAGUUAAUUUUGGAACACGCGGGGUCGUAUUUUGACGAGAUCCAGCAGAGGCACAGACUGGCCAACUCCAUCUCCUCGUACCUGAUCAAGCCGGUACAGAGGAUCACAAAGUACCAGCUGCUUCUGAAGGAGCUUUUGACGUGCUGUGAGGAGGGAAAAGGAGAAAUCAAGGAUGGGUUGGAAGUUAUGCUCAGCGUACCUAAGCGAGCUAAUGAUGCCAUGCAUCUCAGCAUGCUGGAAGGAUUUGACGAGAACAUUGAGUCCCAGGGUGAGCUCAUCCUCCAGGAGUCCUUCCAGGUGUGGGACCCCAAGACCCUUAUCCGCAAGGGCCGUGAACGGCACCUCUUCCUCUUUGAGAUGUCCCUGGUCUUCAGUAAGGAGGUCAAGGACUCCAGUGGAAGGAGCAAGUACAUCUACAAGAGCAAACUCUUCACUUCCGAACUUGGGGUAACCGAGCACGUGGAAGGAGAUCCAUGUAAAUUUGCACUGUGGGUGGGGAGGACCCCGACUUCUGACAAUAAGAUUGUUCUGAAGUGUUCGAGCCUGGAGAAUAAGCACGACUGGAUCAAACACAUCAGGGAGGUGAUCCAGGAGCGCACCAUCCACCUGAAAGGCGCUCUCAAGGAGCCAAUCCACAUCCCGAAAACGACGACAACCAAGCACAGGGCCAGGAGGGAAGGAGAGGACCUCGAUAGCCAAGGAGACGCUAGCAGUCAACCGGACACGAUUUCCAUUGCUUCCCGUACCUCCCAGAACACCCUGGACAGCGAUAAGCUGUCGGGUGGCUGUGAGCUGACGGUGGUCAUCCACGACUUCCUGGCCAGCAACGGCAACAGCGGAGAGCUGACGGUGCGGCGUGGCCAGACGGUGGAGGUGCUCGAACGACCCCAUGACCGACCGGACUGGUGCCUGGUGCGCACGACAGACCGCUCGCCUGCCCAGGAGGGCCUGGUGCCCUGCAGCGCCCUGUGCAUUGCCCACUCACGCAGCAGCAUGGAGAUGGAGGGCAUCUUCAAUCACAGAGAUGCCCUGUCCGUCUCCAGCAAUGACGUGAGCACCCUCCCGACGGGCCACAGUCUGGGAUCUCAGAGCCUGCCUGGCACCAAGCGGCCCGGCAACACGCUGAGGAAGUGGCUCACCAGCCCCGUGCGGCGCCUGAGCAGCGGCAAGGCCGACGGUCAAGUCAAGAAGCUGGCGCACAAACACAAGAAGGGCCGAGAAGUGCGCAAGAGUGCCGACGCCGCAUCUCUCAAGGACCUGGAGGACAGCGCAGCCACACCCCAGGACGAAAACAUGGAUGAGCGUGUGAGAAAUGAAGGGCUUAGCAGCGGCACGCUGUCCAAGUCGUCCUCUUCAGGGAUGCAGAGUUGUGGGGAGGAGGAGGGUGAGGAGGGGGCCGACGCCGUGCCCUUGCCUCCCCCGAUGGCUAUCCAGCAGCACAGCCUGCUGCAGCCUGAGUCCCAGGAUGACAAGGCGUCCUCCCGUGUACGACCAUCCAGCUCAGAGACGCCGAGCGCCGCGGAACUGGUCAGCGCCAUCGAGGAGCUGGUCAAAAGCAAGAUGGCCCUGGAAGACCGUCCAAACUCCCUGUCUGUGGAGCAGGGGGACAGCAGUAGUCCAUCCUUCAACCCUUCUGACAACUCGCUCCUGUCGUCGUCCUCGCCGGUCGAUGAGACGGAAGAGCGGCGGACCGACUUCCUUAAGAGGCGGCAUUACAUCUUACUGGAACUUGUAGAAACUGAAAGAGAUUAUGUGCGAGACCUGGGCUUUGUGGUGGAGGGCUACAUGAACAGGAUGAAGGAGGACGGUGUCCCAGACGACAUGAAAGGGAAGGACAAGAUCGUAUUCGGCAACAUCCACCAGAUCUACGACUGGCACAAAGACUUCUUCCUUGGAGAGCUGGAAAAGUGUCUUGAAGAUUCUGGUCGCCUGGGGUCAUUGUUUGUAAAACAAGAGAGACGACUGCACAUGUACAUUGUCUACUGCCAAAACAAACCCAAAUCAGAACACAUAGUCUCUGAAUAUAUAGACACAUACUUUGAGGACCUAAAGCAACGGCUCGGCCACAGACUCCAGCUUACCGAUCUGCUCAUUAAACCAGUGCAAAGAAUCAUGAAAUAUCAGUUGUUACUAAAGGAUUUCCUCAAGUACUCCAGAAAAGCUGGCCUUGAUACAGUGGAGUUAGAGAAAGCAGUGGAAGUCAUGUGCAUUGUACCAAAACGAUGCAACGACAUGAUGAACGUGGGGCGACUUCAGGGCUUCGAUGGUAAGAUCGUUGCCCAGGGACGGCUUCUGCUGCAAGACACCUUCAUGGUCUCUGACCAGGACGCAGGCAUCCUGGCUCGCAUGAAGGAGAGGCGUGUCUUCCUCUUUGAGCAGAUUGUCAUCUUCAGCGAGCCCCUCGACAAGAAGAAAGGAUACUCCAUACCCGGCUAUCUCUUUAAAAACAGUAUUAAGGUUAGCUGUCUAGGGCUGGAGGACAGCGUAGAUGGCGACCCCUGUAAGUUUGCACUCGCAUCUAGGUCGUCCAACGGGACCGUGGAGCACUACGUCCUGCAUUCAGCCAACCCAGGAGUGCGUCAAGUUUGGGUUCACCAGAUCAACCAGAUCCUGGAAAACCAACGCAACUUCCUUAAUGCCUUGACUUCCCCUAUUGAGUACCAGCGGAACCAUGUGGGGGCAGCGGGCGCCGGUUGCCCUAGUAGCAGUGGGUCAGUGGGGGGCAGCUGCAGUAGCUCAGGUACUGCCCUGGGAGGAAACCCAGCCUCUGGCUCCCGCUCUCGAGCUUCUCGCAUCCCACAACCGUCCCGCAUCCCCCAGCCUGUCCGUCACGUUGCAGAUGGGCCGGACAAAAUGUCAGGUACGUCCCUCAUCCACCAGCGCCUCGCUCCGUUGCCCUCCUCUGGCCAGGGAGGUGUUGAUGUCGAGAGGGAUUCCUCAAAGCAGGCAGGGCAUGGUGUGAAGCGACCCGUUGUGACGGAAGGCACCGCUGGGGGAAGGGGCAAGGAGACACCAGCUGCCAUUCCGAGGGCCACAGUCGCCCCAUUUGCCCUUUCCAAACCCUGUCUAGGAUCAACCGUGCCCCUCGCUCUGCCCCUUUCUCCACCGCUUUCUCCACCCACCUGUGGUGGCAGGGAAGCCCUCACUCCAAGCAGCCCACUCCAGAAGGGUCCUCCGCUGUGGAGCUCUGUCUCGACCUCCCCCACCGAGGCGGACCCCAUGGGGCGCCUGGUCCGCCUUCACUCUGCCCAAACCAAGGAUGCAGACCGCAUGAGCACCUGCUCCUCGACCAGUGAGCAGUCCGUGCAGUCCAGCCACAGCAAUGGGAGUGAAAGUAGCAGCAGCAGCGGUUUGUCCACCAUGCUAGUGACACAGGAUUACUUGGCCGUAAAAGAGGACGAGAUCAGCGUGAACCAGGGCGAAGUCGUCCACAUGCUGGCCAGCAACCAGCAGAACAUGUUUCUGGUGUUCCGCGCCGCCAACGAGCAAAGUCCUGCCGCCGAGGGCUGGAUCCCCGGCUAUGUGCUGGGCCACACCUCCAUGACCAUCCCCGACUUCCCCGAAGGAACCAUUAAAAAAUCAUCAUCCUGGCAUGCUGCACUGCGCAUCCGAAAGAAGCCGGAAAGGCGAGACAAGGAGAGCAAGAAAGACAAGCUAGAAAACAACUUGAGAAAGUCCCGAGACGGUUUAGCAAACAAAGUUUCAGUAAAGCUUCUAAAUCCAAACUUCAUUUAUGAUGUUCCCCCAGAGUUUCUCCUGCCCCUCAGCGACGUGACCUGUGAGAUCCGUGAGAGUGUCACACUCAGGUGUAAGGUCUGUGGUAGACCCAGGGCGACCAUCACUUGGAAAGGCCCUGACCAAAAUACGCUGUGUAACAACGGCCACUUCAGCAUGGUCUACAGUUUUCCCCCAUUUUCCAGUGACAGUGGGGAGGCAACACUUCGAAUCCUUGGGGUAUCCUCAGAGGAUGAUGGAACGUACACCUGUAUCGCAACCAAUGAUAUGGGCACUGCCUCAACCUCAGCCACUCUCAGGGUUUUAGGUACGUCCAACGAUGGUGUUAGGGUCACGUGGAAGGACAACUUUGAGUCUUUCUAUGCUGAAGUCGCAGAAUUGGGAAGAGGCAGGUUCUCAGUGGUGAAGAAGUGUGACCACCAGGGGACCAGGCGAAUGGUAGCUGCAAAGCUGGUGAACAAGAGACUGACAAGACGCGAGCAGGUCACUCGUGAGCUCAGCAUCCACCAGCGUCUGCAGCACCCCCAUCUGCUGAGCCUGCUGGACACCUUUGAGACCUCGAACAACUAUGUGCUGGUCCUGGAGAUGGCUGACCAAGGCCGUCUCCUGGAUUAUAUUGUCAGCUGGGGAAAUCUCACGGAGGAGAAGGUUGUCAUGUAUCUGAAGGGGAUUUUAGAAGCUUUACGAUACCUACAUAACUGCAGAAUAGCUCACUUGGACUUAAAGCCUGAGAAUGUUUUGGUUGGCCAGAUAUCUGGUCAGCCAGUGGUAAAACUAACGGACUUCGGUGACGCAGUGCAGCUGAGCAGCACCCCCUACAUCCACACAUUACUCGGUAGCCCAGAGUUUGCUGCCCCUGAGUUGAUUAUGGGCAAGCCAGCCACCCUGGCCUCAGACAUGUGGAGUCUCGGGGUGCUGACUUACGUCAUCCUGAGUGGGGUGUCCCCGUUCCUGGACGAGAGCCUGGAAGAGACCUGCCUCAACAUCUGCAGGCUGGACUUCAGCUUCCCCGACGACUGCUUCCAGGGCGUAAGCCAGGCCGCCAAGGACUUUACGCGCUGCCUCCUGCAGGACAGCCCUUCUCGGCGGCCACCUGCGGCCACCUGCUUGCAGGAGCCCUGGCUGCAGGCUGGGGGGCGCAAUGGAACGGACUACAUUGACACAUCUCGACUCAUUUCCUUCAUCGAGCGGCGCAAACACCAGAACGAUGUUCGCCCCAUUGGUGGCAUCAAGACCUUCCUACACAACCGACUUCCCCCACAGAGUUAGUGUGAGGGCCCAAAAUUUAAGUCAUUUAGUUUUCUCUGUUCAAGGGGCCCAUUGAUUCUGGAAGAACCCCUGUCUACAGACUGGAUUCCAGUUUGGUUUCGUUUUGAUAAAAAUCCCAAUAAAUUAACAAAAUACAUACACAUCUUAAUUCAGUUGUUUACACAGUUUGGUCAGCAUGGCUAUGCCGAAAGAGGAAAAAAGCUUUGAAGUGCAAUCAAAACUAGCAUGGUGGACAAUUCACACACCCCCCC